UAGUCCAAACCCUAGCUUUACCGAGACGAAAACGUACGUUCUGACGUGUCGGGGUCUCACUGGGCCUGAGUUGUCGACGACUCGGAGAGUCGCAGGCGCGAAGUUUCCUGGCCUGGAAGAGGGGUCGCCCAGAGUGCGAGAUGCAAGUGGGGAAGCCCAUCCUCUAUUCCUAUUUCCGAAGCUCCUGCUCAUGGAGAGUUCGAAUCGCUCUGGCCUUGAAAAACAUGGACUAUGAGAUGAUAACCAUCAACCUCACAAAGGAUGGGGGGCAGCAGUUCUCUGAAGAAUUCCAGGCCCUGAAUCCCAUGAAGCAGGUGCCAGCCCUGAAGAUUGACGGAAUCACCAUUGGCCAGUCACUGGCCAUCAUUGAGUACCUGGAGGAAACCCGGCCCACGCCGCGACUCCUGCCUCAGGACCCAAAGAAGAGGGCCCACGUGCGCAUGAUUUCCCACCUCCUGGCCAGCGGCAUCCAGCCCCUGCAGAACCUGUCUGUCCUGAAGCAAGUGGGACAGGAGAACCAGCUGACCUGGGCCCAGCAGGCCAUCAGUUCUGGCUUUAACGCUCUGGAGCAGAUCCUGCAGAGCACAGCGGGCAAGUACUGUGUAGGAGACGAGGUGUCCAUGGCUGAUCUGUGCUUAGCGCCUCAGGUGGCAAAUGCCGACAGGUUCAAGGUGGAUCUCACUCCCUACCCUACCAUCAGCCGUAUCAACAAGUCACUGCUGGCCUUGGAGGCCUUCCAAGUGUCUCACCCCUGCCGGCAGCCAGAUACACCCCCUGAGCUGAGGGCUUAGCUCUCAAACCGUGCCCCACUGGUGCAGGGUCAGGGAGCGGGUGCAGGAGCAGAAGCUGCAUGGGCUGAAGAGGCCUGGAAACGAGCGAGCCUUAACUGGGGAGGCGGAAGACCUGAACUCCUAGCCCUUGAACUUGAACUCUAGCCCUGGAUUUGCCUUCCCACUGAAACUCCUCCUGCCUCAGCCCCUUCAUCUGUCACAUGCGGGCAGAAUGGGGUGGGAGAAUGCCGGGAGGCAGGUAGGCAGGAAGUCUUCAUGACUGUGUCGCGGGCAGUCAUGAAGAUGAAGUGAACGUAGACUAAAACGUAUGGCGAGUUUACCAGAGAGCCAUGAGGAAGUCUGAGCGCCUUUUCCCGUCCCCUCGACUGCACCUGACUCCAAAGAAUGCCCACACUGAAAUCUGAUAAUUAAACUAAAGCCCAGGCCUCCAGGUUGUUCACUUAAAGCUGAGCUGGGUUCCAGAAGGUGAACACUCUUCCUAGCUGGAAUCCCUCUGCAUCUGGACCAGGAGAGAAAGCCAGCCAGCCACUUGCCCACCCUGUGGUUGGCCUGGCCCCUGGGACCUAAGGGCAAGGAAGAGAAAUAAGCCCAAAAGCCUGCCUGAGAAAAUCAGACAAGUUCCAGAAGAGAACAGGUAUAAGAAGCAGGAAAGAAAGCCUCUUGUGACCAGCUGAGUGCCCAGGCCUGGGAGUGGUCCCGUUGUUCACUGCCAUGGCAGCACUGAGGAGACGCUGGCCCUCUCAACCCAGUCCCUCAUCUUCAGGGGCAGCGUCCUCUGGACCAGCCUCAGGAUUAGGUGCUUAGGAUACAUCCACUUGUGAGCGGUCCUGGGAGCUGGAGGCAGGCUCCUCCGUGGGCAGUAUGGACAGCUACUGACCAAGCUAGCAGGAGGCCAGCCGGGUAACGGCUUACCUUGGGCUGCCCUGGAGGGAGCAGGUCCCCAUGCCUGGCAGUGCUCAGCCAGAACCAGGAUCACCUGGGGCAGAGGUACUGUAGGGAGAUGCGGGUCACUUCUGGGAGUGAAACAAGAUGACUUUUAUGUUC
Balaenoptera acutorostrata (minke whale) is the source of this 1835-nucleotide messenger RNA. It is a transcript of the gene GSTZ1, whose product is annotated as glutathione S-transferase zeta 1. Gene Ontology annotation, biological process: glutathione metabolic process; L-phenylalanine catabolic process. Lineage: Eukaryota; Metazoa; Chordata; Mammalia; Artiodactyla; Balaenopteridae. The coding region runs from base 141 to 791 and encodes 216 amino acids. Gene Ontology annotation, cellular component: mitochondrion; cytoplasm. The transcript is spliced from 9 exons. Gene Ontology annotation, molecular function: maleylacetoacetate isomerase activity; glutathione transferase activity. The record is from RefSeq and is a predicted model, not a curated record.